Molecule: messenger RNA, 835 nt
Organism: Saccostrea echinata
Lineage: Eukaryota; Metazoa; Mollusca; Bivalvia; Ostreida; Ostreidae
Exons: 6
Coding region: 99-770 (223 amino acids)
Source: RefSeq, a predicted model, not a curated record
UACCAAGCUAAAAGAAAAUCUUUUUGAAUAAUUCUUUGUAACAAAGCUUGUCUCUAACAAGUUUCACACGUUUACCCUCAUCAUGGAGUCAGUGCAUAAUGGGAAUUAGAUGUCUUCUUCGCUCACUCAUAUCUGCUAUAAUGAUAGGAUUCCUAUUUUUGUUAACAAUAUCACCUAAAGAGAGCUCGGCCUUAGAUGUACAGAUAGACACUGAAAAAAGAACCUGGAGGAAUGCAAAUUUUUGGUGUCAACUUCUCGGAUCAAACGAGAGUGGAUUAUUUUUUGAGCUCUCAGAUACGUUUACAAAUCACGUACCUGAAGAUGGAAGAGAAUACUGGAUAGCUGCAAUUAAAAAGACAACAGCUCCAUUCAAAUUUGAUCGAUGCAUAUCAAUUACCAAUGAAAGGAAAACUUAUCUACAUAAAACCAAUCAACCAGUGUAUGACUGCUACAAUUUUUGUAAUGGGUCAAGAUUUGCUUUGUCAUCAAGGCAAUGUGUUUGUAUCGAUUUUCUGCAAACAAAAGUAACAAUUAGUAGAUGUUACAACACGUUGUUUAACAAUACACAAAUGGACUUCUAUAGUGAGAAAGCCUUUCUAGAACUCCAAACAGGCCAAUUCAGAAGUCAAGCUAACGGAACUGGAGACUGUGCGGCUGUUAUUUUGAUCCCUGGUAAGAGUGUAGGACUGCACGAAUUUCUUCCAUGCAGCACAAAACUACCUUGCGUAUAUAUAUAUUUUGACAAUGCGUUAACCUCAAAUUCUCAAUGAAGUGAAAAAAAAAAUUAUUUUUUCUCUGAAAACAGCAGAAACGCAAAACGUACAAUAAGCACGUG